AUGUUCACUCAUUUUCGGUGCCCUCAUCGUCACCGCAGCACUCUCUCCCAGACAGGCCGCAGAGGACAACCGAGACAAACGGAACCGGCACAACAACAAUACGCUCAAGCCAACUGUGUAUGUGUGCGUGUACGUGUGCAUUUGUGCGUGAUCAUGUCUGCUCUUCGGCAUGGUCUCUCCGAGGCAAUUCUGCCAGACGAACACUGUUUCUCGUCAUUCCAAACACGAAACCAAUUCUACCCGCCCUUUAGGGCCAGCAAUACGAGAUUGUGCGUGGAGAGGGUGAAGUGA
Messenger RNA from Protopolystoma xenopodis, 291 nucleotides. The record is from the annotation of a GenBank genome assembly. NCBI's taxonomy places the organism in Eukaryota, Metazoa, Platyhelminthes, Monogenea, Polystomatidea, Polystomatidae.